AUGGUCUUGACAUUCGUGAUAGAAGAUCCUCUGUCCACUGACUACGGCAGAAAUUCCAGCAGCCCCGAGGCGCCCCUCGGCCACACCGUCACCGGAGGCGUACGACAGCGGAGCGCCUCUCCCGAAAUCGAGCCCUUCGACUGGGAAUUCCAAGAGACGCUGCGAUACUUUUUCGAAGUCGUCGAGCCGGAUCUCUCGCCCGAGGCGCGCAGGCUACGACCAAGCGACGUCAAGGACCCCAAUUUCCCACGGCAGAUCUUCUACGCAAACAUCCUGCCAAAGCCAGAGAAAUCUCGCUUAUCCCCCAUACUGGCCUUCACAAUGCAGAUCAACACAACCUGCCCGGCUGGCCAGCAGAUCAAAGGCUCGGACGACUUUACCGACGAAGAAAUUAGAACGCUGAUUGCUUUUGACCCUAACAAGGUCGAGCCCUGUCCGGUCGAGUUCCAUCUCGCCAGGCUGAGGGUCUUCUGGCUCUCGGGCAAGACGGGGUGGGAGGAUUGCUUUGAUGAGCCGAUCCCAUCCGCUGUUUGA
This is a messenger RNA of Akanthomyces muscarius, 534 nucleotides long. RefSeq lists its product as uncharacterized. NCBI's taxonomy places the organism in Eukaryota, Fungi, Ascomycota, Sordariomycetes, Hypocreales, Cordycipitaceae. The record is from RefSeq and is a predicted model, not a curated record. Bases 1 to 534 code for a protein of 177 amino acids. The transcript is spliced from 6 exons.